UCUUUAAAUAGCCCUCUCUUUGCAGCAGUCUUCGCUUACGGCCAUACCAACCUGGCGGCGCUAGAGAGCCAACAGGAAGUGAUAGGCUUGCAGCACAGAGAGAAAGGCUCAACUCUGUUUGUUUAAAUUAACCGUCUGUUUCUACAUAUCCUGGUUUUCAGUUUUGAUUUCUGUUUGGGACAUUAGUUGCUGGAUAGUUUUUGCUGACUUUAAUAAAUUCCCCCGACAGCUUAGGCUGUCUGGGGGACUUUUUUGACAUUUUUCUCAUUGUAGCAUGCUGCAGAUGCACAGCAUGGCUGCAGAUAAAGAAACAGAACUAACCAUGAUGAGAAAAAGUAGCAAUGGGAGGAAUGAAGAGGAGGAGCAAAGAAGAGGUGAAGUCAAACAAGCGGAGAUCCAAAAGCAACAGGAUUCAAGUAAAGUCACAGGACAUUUGUGGGAAGAGGGAGAAGAAAACAGCAGAGCAGUGCAAGGAAAAUCAAAAGGGAAGUACAACAAAGAGCUGACUGUGGAAGUAGAGGUGGAGGGAACUGAAAAGAUUUCAAUGAUGGAUUUACUGAAAGGAGUAAAGAAGGAGUGUGGAGAAGUGAUUGGCUGCAGGGUGAGAGGUGAAAGGGUCUAUGAGCUCACAAUGAAGGAUGAAGAGGCAAAGAGGAAACUAAUGGAUGGAGUGAGAGUGAAAGGAGUGAUGGUGCAUGCCAGGGAUAUAAUGAAUAAUGAUAUGGUGGUGUCCUUUAUCAAUCUGCCUGUGUAUUUAGAGGAUGAGAAGAUACUCGCCAAGCUACAGGAGUGGGGAGUACGACCACUUUCACCAAUCAAACGCCGGGUGUGGCCUGGAACAGAUAUAGUUGAUGGGACACGUUUCUUAAAAGUUCGCUUCACAGAACAGGUAUGUUCACUACCAUACUCCACAAAGUUUGAGACUCUGAGAGGCACCGAAUAUUUUCGUGUCAUCCAUGAUAGGCAAAUACGUGUUUGCAGACUCUGUAUCAAGCCAGGGCACAUAAUUAGAGAGUGCCCUGAAUUAAAAUGCUUCAAGUGCAAUGGUGGAGGCCAUUAUGCAAGAGAUUGUGAAGAAUGGAUGGGAUUAGAGAGAGAGCGAGUGGACGGUAAAAAAAAAGGUGAAAGGAGGAGCAGUGUUCUGACAGAGGAGCAAGAGGAGGAAACAACUGAUGUGGUGAGCGGUGGAGAGAAAGACGGAGCUGAAGAUAGUGAGAGAAGAAGCAAAAUGGAAUGGCGAGACACAGCUGAAAGUUUCAGUGAAGCGGAUGAGGAGGAGGAGGAGGAGGAGGAGAUGGAGCAGUCGGAAGUGAUCGAAGAAGAGGAGGAGACAGAUGAAAGUAAUGUGAAAGAAAGAGGUAAAGAAGAGGCAAAGAAAAAUACUGCACAGAAACUGAUAGAAAGCAGAGGUGGAGAAAAGGGAGACAGUGAAAAGAAAGAUGGACUGAAAACAAAGAUUAUAAGACUGAGUUCAAAGAGGAAGUCUGAGAUGGACGGAGAACAGGUUGAGCAGAUAAAAGAACCACGAGCGGCAUGCUGCAGAUGCACAGCAUGGCUGCAGAUAAAGAAACAGAACUAACCAUGAUGAGAAAAAGUAGCAAUGGGAGGAAUGAAGAGGAGGAGCAAAGAAGAGGUGAAGUCAAACAAGCGGAGAUCCAAAAGCAACAGGAUUCAAGUAAA
Molecule: messenger RNA, 1680 nt
Organism: Carassius auratus (goldfish)
Lineage: Eukaryota; Metazoa; Chordata; Actinopteri; Cypriniformes; Cyprinidae
Exons: 2
Coding region: 275-1579 (434 amino acids)
Molecular function (GO): zinc ion binding; nucleic acid binding
Source: RefSeq, a predicted model, not a curated record